UGGGCCAUUGCCUCGGGAUUCGUUUUCCACACCAACGUCCCCUUCGAAGCAACCUCGUUUCCGUCGCCUCUUCUGAUAAACAGGUGCUCGCAUCCAUGGCCGCUUUCGGGCCUUUGGCCCUCCUCUCCCUCUCCCCUAUUUGCCCUUGCCGCACUCUCCCUUCCUCCUCCUCCUUCUCCUCCAAAUCCCUUGUCUUCUCCCGCAACUCAUCCAACUUCGUACCACCGAUUCUCGCCUUCCAUUGCUCCAGAUCCGUCUCCUUGUGCUUCGUUCCGUCUAUCACCCGCGCUUCGACCUCUGAUGGCCAUGCCGGCGUGGAGAACGAUGCCAAACUUGGUGAGAGUUCGGAGAAUUUGGUGGUUUUGGAUGAUCAGAAGCGGGGAAGCCAGCUGAAGAAGCGGGUCGUGUUUGGGCUUGGGAUUGGGCUAUCUGCUGGUGCUGUUGUCCUUGCUGGGGGCUGGGUGUUCACCUUAGCUCUAGCUGCCGUCGUCUUUGUUGGUGCGCGGGAGUAUUUUGAACUUGUCCGGAGUCGUGGGAUUGCCGAUGGGAUGACACCGCCUCCCAGAUACGUAUCCCGGGCUUGCUCUGUUAUUUGUGCUUGCAUGCCCAUUCUCACAUUGUAUCUAGGCCACAUGGAUGUGUCUGUGCCAUCAUCAGCGUUUCUUGUUGCAAUAGCAUUGGUUCUGCAGAGAGGAAGUCCCCGCUUUGCUCAACUAAGUAGUGCCAUGUUCGGGCUGUUCUACUGUGGGUAUCUUCCUUGUUUCUGGAUUAAGCUUCGAUGUGGUUUGGAAGUACCCGCUUUAAAUACCAAAAUAGGAAAUGACUGGCCAAUGCUUCUGGGUGGGAGAGUUCAUUGGACUGUUGGCCUCGUUGUUACCUUGAUUUCGAUCAGCAGUAUAAUUGCGGCUGACACAUUUGCUUUCCUUGGUGGAAAGGCAUUUGGUCGAACACCACUUACUAAUAUUAGUCCGAAGAAAACUUUAGAAGGAGCUUUUGCUGGUCUGAGUGGCUGCAUAUUGAUUUCAAUAAUGCUAUCAAAGAUUUUAUGCUGGCCAACGUCUUUAUUAAGUGCUACAGUCUUUGGAAUUCUGAACUUUGUGGGAUCUCUAUUUGGCGACCUUAUUGAGUCUAUGAUAAAACGUGAUGCCGGUGUUAAAGACUCUGGAUCCCUUAUUCCUGGACAUGGAGGCAUACUUGACAGAGUGGACAGCUAUGUGUUCACUGGUGCACUUUCGUACUCCUUCGUGAAAACUCUUUUACCUCUUUUCGGGGUUUGAUCUUUUAUUUGAUUUCAAACUCUGCAUACCAAUUGUUAAGAAUUCCCAAACACCAGAGACCGAGGGCACCAUGCUUAUUGUUGAAAUGCGGUGUUCAAGUUUUGCGUUGCAGACAUGUUUCGUCAAUGAUGAAUUAUUGAGAUGAAUAACCCAAGCAUUCUUUCAAGUGGCCAAAAUCCAGAUGACAGUUCUCUAGUCUGAAUACUUGCAUUCUUGUCUAAAACCUGCAAUAUUUUUCAUCUCUUGUUUAGUUAUGAAUUUAGGACUGAGGGAAACAUGUUAAUAUUUUAAAUGUGGCAAUCUUUCUGAAAUCUGAUGAGAACAGCGAGCGUGCCAUCAGGAACAAGCAAAUAAUCGCUAAUAUUCUUUAGAUGUUAUGUUUUUAUGAAUAAAAUUUUUGCUGGCAAGCAUGUUAAAAAUAUUUGUGGAUUCAGUACUAUUAACUAGAGUUGUCCACGUGCAAUAUGCGCUGAGCCUGAAGCCCAGGCAUUUUAUUUUUUA
Molecule: messenger RNA, 1778 nt
Organism: Dioscorea cayenensis subsp. rotundata (Guinea yam)
Lineage: Eukaryota; Viridiplantae; Streptophyta; Magnoliopsida; Dioscoreales; Dioscoreaceae
Product: phosphatidate cytidylyltransferase 4, chloroplastic-like
Exons: 7
Coding region: 96-1277 (393 amino acids)
Cellular component (GO): membrane
Molecular function (GO): transferase activity, transferring phosphorus-containing groups
Source: RefSeq, a predicted model, not a curated record